Molecule: messenger RNA, 1929 nt
Organism: Aethalodelphis obliquidens (Pacific white-sided dolphin)
Lineage: Eukaryota; Metazoa; Chordata; Mammalia; Artiodactyla; Delphinidae
Gene: PPP1R42
Product: protein phosphatase 1 regulatory subunit 42
Exons: 6
Coding region: 90-773 (227 amino acids)
Molecular function (GO): protein binding
Source: RefSeq, a predicted model, not a curated record
AAAGUUGGGCAUAAAAAAAUACCUAAACCUGCUUCUUAACAUGGUACCAGAAGAGAGCUAUUGCCAAGAGUUUGAUUUAUAGAGAAAUCAUGGUUCGACUGACCUUGGAUCUAAUUGCCAAAAAGAGCAAUCUUAAAUCCCGAAAAGAAGAAACCACUUUACAAUACCUGAAGAAAAUAACUCAUAUAAAUUUUUCAGCCAAAAAUAUAGAUGCAAUUGAAGACCUCUCUCUUUGCAAAAAUCUUAGCGUUUUAUAUUUGUAUGAUAACUGUAUUAGUCAAAUCACUAACCUGAAUUAUGCCACAAAUCUGACCCACUUAUACCUACAAAACAAUUGUAUUUCAUGUAUAGAGAACCUCGGGUCAUUAAAGAAACUGGAAAAACUAUAUCUGGGAGGCAACUACAUUGCUGUCAUAGAAGGCUUAGAAGGCUUAGAAGGACUAAGAGAGCUUCAUGUUGAGAGUCAGAGGCUUCCCCUUGGAGAAAAGCUCCUGUUUGAUCCAAGAACUCUUCAUUCUCUGGCAAAAUCCCUCUCUAUAUUGAAUAUCAGCAAUAAUAAUAUUGAUGAUGUAAGAGACUUAGAAAUACUGGAGAAUCUUAAUCAGCUCAUAGCAGUUGACAAUCAACUUCUGCAUGUGAAGGAUUUGGAGUGUUUACUGAACAAGUUGACGAAGCUGUGGAAAAUGGAUCUAAACAGAAAUCCUGUUUGUCUCAAACCGAAAUACAGAGAUAGACUAAUAUUGGUGUCCAAAUCACUGGGAAUCUCUCUUUGAAGGAAUCUGAAAGCUUGCUGACAAAAAAUGAUGUAUGUGAACCUCACCUUCUUCAUAACUCAAAAGUAAAAGAAAAUGUGUUUGUAAAACACCAGUAAAUUCAGCCUUAAGCGAUCUGAAACGUGUGACUCUUUACCUUUAUAGUAUUACUAGGCAACAUCAUCCUUUGUGGUUUGUAGCUUUAUGGCAUCUCAUUAUAUAAGAAGAACCUUUUGAGUUCUUGUUUGAUUUGCUUCUUUAUAGAAUCCGAAACAGUGCUUUCCAACUGCUUUAUUCCUCAUUACAUACAAUUCACAGGGGAAAUAAAGGUGUGCUUUCUCAUUCACCAAAAGAAAGUAAUCCUUUUUUGAACCAACAGUAUUUUGGUGUGCUUCUUUCUAAAGUGUAAAUCGAACUACAGUUACUGAAUGGGAAUUGAGAUGAAAACCUGAGGAUUCUUUUGAUUCACUAGUAUACUUAAAGUGUGUGGAAUUCUACACUCAAAUACAAUAAGUGCCACCAUUACUAUGCACUAGUCUGUAGCUCCAAUUUUAAAAUCUAUGGUAAAGGAUGAAAUUAUGUCAGGUAUACAAGAGCGGUUUCAUUAAUGCUAUUUUAAAUUUGAUAUUCAGUCUUGACCGCAAAGAAGGUGUUUUAACGUCCUGCUCUUCCCCACGCAGGCACUGUUUUCAAGGAUGGACUAAUCACGUCGCUGGGAAAUACGGGGCGUCCGCUCAGACUUCACCUCUGAAGGCGAUGGGUCCAAACGGGCGGAAGCCACAGAGGGUCGGGGAGCGUCCAGGGCCCAGGCUUCCUGAGCGGCUGGGAACGGGCCUCGCGGGGCAGCGCCCCCUUUUCUCAAGGAGGCCGGAGAGAGCCCCUCCCCGCACGGCCGCCGGCCCCGCUCCCCGGGGGGGCCACGAGGGCUAAACACUUCAGGCGAGUUCCCCGCAGGGAAACUCCAAAUCCGUCCAAAUAGAGAAACAAAGCGGGGGCCCCUGGGGGAUGGGUGAGGCGCCGGAACUUCGGGGAGAAGCGACCGCGACUGGGGGAACUUCCUAAGGUACCACAGACAGUGGGCGCGCUCGAGCUAAGUGCAGUUUAUCUCUGGGCGGCUCAGUAAACUGGUCACGGAAUCCCGAGGGUGGAGGGACUACGCUUUAAGCAGUUAGGGCAG